This is a messenger RNA of Rhineura floridana, 2722 nucleotides long. RefSeq names its product translocase of outer mitochondrial membrane 34 (gene TOMM34). Gene Ontology annotation, molecular function: heat shock protein binding. The transcript has 7 exons. Gene Ontology annotation, cellular component: cytosol; mitochondrion. NCBI's taxonomy places the organism in Eukaryota, Metazoa, Chordata, Lepidosauria, Squamata, Rhineuridae. The record is from RefSeq and is a predicted model, not a curated record. Bases 137 to 1057 code for a protein of 306 amino acids.
GGAGGAAAGAGGAGGAGCCUCGGACGGAUUGCGCCCGCCUCUUAUUUAAUCGAGCACAGAGGAAGGAAACUGCAGCUCCUACUACUUUCUAUUACAAGAGCCGGCGCCGGCUUCUCCGUGUUCUCGUGGUGGCUUCAUGGCUCCUGCAUCGCGGAUCGCUAACCUGCGGCAGGCGGGGAACGAACAGUUCCGCAACGGGCAGUACAGCCAGGCGGCCAAGCUCUACAGCCGAGCGCUGGAGUUACUGGAAGCGGCAGGAGAAACAAAUGCAGAAGAGAAGAGUGUUCUUUAUUCCAAUCGUGCUGCCUGCUAUUUGAAGGAUGGGAACUGUAGCCUCUGCAUUAAGGAUUGUUCUGAGGCCCUGGAUCUGGUCCCUUUUGGAAUCAAACCCCUGUUGAGACGCGCAGCAGCCUAUGAAGCUCUUGAGAGAUACCAUUUAGCCUAUGUGGACUACAAAACUGUGCUACAGGUCGACACCGCUGUACAAGCUGCACAUGAUGGAGUCAAUCGAAUGACCAAGGCCUUACUGGAAAAAGAUGGUCUUCAAUGGCGUCAGAAGCUCCCGCCCAUCCCAGCUGUUCCUGUUUCUGCUCAGAGAAGGUGGGAGCCGCUGCCUCUUGGAAGCCAAGAAGCUACUUCAAGAAGCAAAGAAAAGAAUACUGCAGUAACAAAUAAAGUGCCUACAGCUGCAACAACUGAAAAAGCAAAUGCAUUGAAGCUGGAAGGAAAUGAAUUUGUAAAGAAGGGCAACUACAAGAAAGCUAUUGAAAAGUACACAGAGAGCUUAAAACUCCAUAAGCUGGAAGCUACAACUUACACUAACAGGGCUCUCUGCUACCUGAAUAUAAAGCAGUACAAGGAAGCAGUCCAAGAUUGCUCAGAAGCACUUAACAUAGACCCAAAGAAUGUCAAGGCACAUUACAGACGAGCACAAGCAUAUAAAGAGCUCAAGGACUACAAAUCCAGUAAAGCAGAUAUCACCAGCCUCUUGAAACUUGAACCAAAGAACAGUGCUGCUCAGAAAUUGCUGCAAGAAUUAAACAAACUCUUAAAAUAAGAGAGACUAAAGACAACACUGUUCUAAAGAUACUUUUUCCUGUUUUCAAAAAAAAAAAAUCACAGGGACCAGCCUGAAUGCAGAGCCAGAGGCAAAAUCCACCUUCCAGACCUGUUGGCAUCUCUCUGUGGUUCCUUGCUUUAUAAAAGUUGUUCAUUCUUCCUCUAAAGGCUUCUGAAAGUUCUGUGUGACCACCUGAGAUUCACAACUUCCUAGCAAAAUUUCCAAGGAGGUAGCUUUACUACAAGUCCCUUUGUUGUGCUAGCAAAAUUUACUUUAACCCACUGGAUAAAUGAUUAAAGCAGAUAAAGCAGCACUUAACUAAUUUUUUGGUGUGUUUUGCAGAGUAAAGAACUGCACGCCUCUGGUAGUGGCUGUUAAUCACUGUAGGUAGCAGCACAAUGCACACUAAAGGCUUGGGUUAACUCACUGGUUGAUGGAAGUAGGAGUCUCAAAAAUAGUAUCUGCUUUGCCUUAACUUCAGUGCACUGGGGUCCAAGGGAGUGUCCUGGUCUUCAAAAUGUUACUUAGGAACCUAAAGCUGCUUUUAUCCUUCACCAAAGAGUCUGGUACAUUUUGGUGCCCUUAUACCUAUUUUUGCAGUCUUAUGUUUUUUGUUAAUCAUUUUCAUUUUCAUUCAUGCUUAUACUGAAUACCUGUUACAUUUUGUACUUGCCUGUUACUGUAAAAUUACACUUUUCCCCCUGUAUAUACAUCAGAAAGUAGUUAGAGGCUAAACUGUGGGAUAGUGAGGGGAGAGAGGCAGGAAGCCAUUUAGACUGGCAUAGCCAGUUUUCCUCCUUUGUUAAAAAAAAUGGUCCUCAGGAGUACAGAUAGCUGCAUGUACAAGAACAUUUUGCCUAUCUGCCUGCAACAGAUAGUUGCUCUUGCAUCUGCUUCUUAUGGAUAGCAGCUAGCUGAUAAGGUUUGUGUUGGGUAUAGCACUGAAGGCUACAGAGACCAAUUGGCUAGAAUUUCUCAGAAAAACCCACCCCCACAGAGCAGAGAUGGGCAACCUGUGACCCUGCAGCUAUUGCUGGACCAUACUCCCAAUUAUCCCUGACCUUUGGCUAUUCUGGCCAGGGCAGAUGGGAGUCCAACAUCUGGAACAAUACCACUUCUCCAGCUCUAUUGCACAAAAUUAAAUGGCAGGCACUUCUCCCCAACCUGUUUUUCUACAUUUUUAACAGGAGCUAUUUUCAAUACCUUCCACCUGCUACAGUCCAGGCAGACAUUUACCAGCUCAUCUGUUUGCAUGAAAAACUUGACUCAAAAUUUAAUACCCCAAAAAAGUAUAACUACUUUUGAUUCUGUCCUCCACCAUUUCAGACCAAGGCUUGCAGUUAGCCCCUUGUUUUUCUUAGAGCUACUGCCUUUUUAAGGUUAGAUAGGCCAGAGCUUUGCAUGUAGCCUAGGCUUUGAGUACCUUAAAGGAAUCACUACUGUUAAUGUUGCAUAGGUCAAGACUACAAUGCUGUAGUAAUAGCUGUCUUUCACAUCCCUCUGGAAAUUUUGAGGGGAGAAAAAUUGUUGCUCACAGAACUUAAAGGUUCUCUCUUCUAGGGUCUCACCUUCAAGGAAUAAAGCUGAAAUAUUACACUGUAAAUCAGUCUAUGCUCAUAUACUGAAAUUUUAAAUAAACAUGUUUGGUUGUGUACAUUGCAA